AUGGCGUUGGGUUCUAGCGCACCACCAGCCAAGAAGAGGAAGGCGGCCGCAUCUACGGAUGAGGCGGAGAGCUCGUCGGCUGCUGCGGCGCGCGCCGAGCAGCCGGAGAAGCGCGCAUUGAGGGAACGCGCGAAGUGUCCCGUCGCCAUUGCACAGCGCUCCCAACGCGUCAUGUCGCAGCGUAUGUUCAUGGUCGACCGAGAGGACACCGGCUCGGCGGAGAACCUAGCAUCAGUCUUCAAAGUGCUCGGCUCAACAGGCAACGUCUACACCGUCGAGAUCUCCCACCUGCCCAGCUGCGACUGCCCCGACUUCGCGAAGGGUAACUCGCCCUGCAAGCACAUCAUCUUCAUCUUCCUCAAGGUGCUCAAGGUACCCCUGGGCAGCACAGUGUGGUACCAGCGCGCGCUGUUGACGAGCGAGCUGCGCGCCGUCAUGGAUGCCGUGCCCGCGGCGGCCGACGUGGCCGUCGCGCCGAGGGUGCGCGCGGCGUUCCUCAAGGCCACGGGGUCAACGCGAGUUGAGGAAGAGGCACCAGCCGAGCCAGAGGACAAGAGCGCGGAUGACGAGGGCAAGCGCCUCUCCUCGAUCGGCGAGGACUGCCCAGUGUGCUUCGAGGAGAUGAGCGAGGCAGAGCACGCCGCCAACGGGCUAGUCUUCGACCUCUCCGACGGGGGGUGCGGCAAGCCCCUCCACGCGCAGUGUUUCGCCAUGUGGUCACAAACAGCCCGCGCAAAGUCAGCGCCCGCCACCUGCGUGUGGUGCCGCAGUGCGUGGAAGGCGACACCGAAGCCGAACGCCGACGCCGAGGUCGGAUACUCUGGCGGAUACCUCAACCUCGCCGAGCUGGCUGGCGUCUCGCGCGAGCGCGAUACCUCGUCGUAUUACCAGGGGAUUAAUUGGAGGAAGCGAAACCGCGACUAUGACUAGUGUAACCAUUCAACCUUUCAACCAUG
This is a messenger RNA of Vanrija pseudolonga, 956 nucleotides long. It is a transcript of the gene Zswim2, whose product is annotated as E3 ubiquitin-protein ligase Zswim2. Lineage: Eukaryota; Fungi; Basidiomycota; Tremellomycetes; Trichosporonales; Trichosporonaceae. Gene Ontology annotation, molecular function: zinc ion binding; ubiquitin protein ligase activity. Bases 1 to 930 code for a protein of 309 amino acids. The transcript has 13 exons. The record is from RefSeq and is a predicted model, not a curated record.